Molecule: messenger RNA, 6311 nt
Organism: Microcebus murinus (gray mouse lemur)
Lineage: Eukaryota; Metazoa; Chordata; Mammalia; Primates; Cheirogaleidae
Source: RefSeq, a predicted model, not a curated record
GGGAAGGGCGGACGCAGGACUGUGCCCCUGCUUUCCCAGGUUUUUAGGCCUGGCUUUGUUUCCUCGGCCGUCCGAGGGCAGCAGUAUCCUCUCACCUACCCUCCUCUCAGGGCUGAAGGGGCACAGAAAUGAAAGCAUAGAAAACUAGGGCGGUGCUCACGUGGCGGCGUUUAAAGAACAAAUUUUUAUUACUGUAGCAAUGCAUAAAUACAAAAUGUAAAACUGUAUGGAUAAAGUCCCCUUUGACACUCUUCCUCCUCCCACACUCUCAAUCUUCCCUUUUACUUCGUACCCUCGAGUAAAUCUUUUAACAGUUUGGUACUUCCAGAUCUUUUCGUUUUGUUUGUGUGUGUCUGUGGCGGGGGAGGAGUGUAUCCCUAACCACCAAAAAGUAAUUAUGUAUUUUUUGGAGAGGAGAAUUUUCAUAAAUGGUAUGAUCUGAAUGGUUCUGCAAUUUACAUUUUUCUUCUCCAUGUUUAACAUCCGCGUUGGGACAUGUUUACCCUACUUUAAAAAAAAGUUUCAUAUAGUAUUCUGUAGUUUGAAAGUGCCCUGAUUUCAUAUUAUUCCAGUGAUAGAGUUUUCGGUCGUUUCCAGCUUGUGCUGAUGUUAACUUGAAUGUAUCUUGUGCUUGCUGUGCUAAAUUGUGUUAAACUCAUUCACAUUAAAUCAUCAAUCCUCUUAUCCUGGCUUACCUUCUAGUUGGGGGAGAAACAUCAUUUACAAGUAAACUAGAUAAUUCUCAGAUAUCAAUAAGGUUGGUAGGAAGCAGGCAAGCGUAAAGGUUAAGGGCACAGACUCUAGAAUCCUACUACUUGGGGUUUGAAUCAUGUCAUUUAUAAACUGCAUGAUUUUAGACACAUUGCUUUGAAACGAAUCCAUGUUUCAGUUUGCUUAUGUGUAAAAUAGUGAUGAUAAUAUUAAUAAUAAAAUCUACUUACUGGGGUUGUUGUGUUAAAUUAGUCAAUACAUAGAAGUCACUUAGAAAAGUCCCUAGCUCCAACUGAGGCACAUAUAAAAGUAUCAGCUAUUUUUAUUGUUGUGUAUUUGAGAAUGAGUAAGGACAGAGGAGACUCCUUUAGUACUAGAAGUGCUGUUGUAGACAGAAUGCUAGAAAGAGAAAAAUUAAGAAAAAGUCACACAGUUGGCAGUUCGUCUAUUAGCAUGUUUUGCAGUUGGUAGGGUUUUUUUAAGGUAGGUUCUGAGGAUAGAAAUUUUGGUGAUGUUUUAUUAGCUGAAGGAUGAGUGCCUCUAACAGGUUCCUAGAAAGCAGAAAAAACAGGGGUGGCUUUGCUGCUAUGCUGUUAAGAGAAUCCUUUGAACCACAGAAAACAAAGGGAAUCUAAACUUUCAGAGAACAGUAGUUAGACUCAGCCCAGUUCAUUUAUUUAUUUAAUAAAUUUUUGUUGCAUGCCUGCUGUGUGCCUGUCUAAGGAAUUCAGCAGUGACAGCACCAACUUCACUGGUCUUCUGUGUGUUCCUCAAAUACAUUUAGCCUAUUGCACUAUGGAGCUUUUACAUUUGUGGUUCUCUCUGCCUGGGAUACCUUUCCCUCUAAAAAAGCUAGCUCCUUUCUCCAUCAGUUCUAGGCUCAAAUGGUAGUCCUCAGAAAUGCCUGUCUGACCACUCUAGCUAAAGUAGUCCCAUCAGUAGGCUAGUAAUUCUCUCAUAUGACCCUGUUUAUCUAGAUAUUUAUAACCCUGUAAAAUCAUAUUAUCUGUUUUCUUGUUUAUUAUCUGUAUCCUUUACUGUGUGUAGAUUGCCCUGACCACUGUAUCUCUAUUAUCUGGAAUAAAAACUGACACACAGUGGGUGUUAGUUAUUGUUCCAGAUGCUAGAGAUAACUGGACCAUUAAAUGACAAAUGAGAGAUUCAUUUGUUGAAUGACUGAGGAUGACAGCUUCUGCUACCUUUGAGGAUCUUAGGGUGAUGGGAAGAAACAGAGAAAUAAAUAACAUAGUGUGGUAAGUACUGUGGUAAGGAAAGCAUAGAGCAGGGAUAGUGUCUAACCUAGAUUUAGAAAAGGACCUAGAGGUCUACCCCAACAAAAUAAAAAUCUAAGUUAAGGCUUGAGGAAUCAGUAGGAAUUAGCAAAGGCAGAAAAUGUUCCAGGUGAUAAGAACAGUUUUUUUGCAAAGAUCCUGAGAUAGUAAAGAGCUUGCUGCAUGACUUUAAAAAAAAGUUUGGUGCUCUUUGAGACUUGAAAGUAGGUCAGAAUGAGCCAGUGCUAUUCCCUUCACUACAUCUUGCUGAGGGACCCCUCCAAGCACUGUGUAUUCAUGUCUGGUAGUCACUGCCUCCUUUCCCUCUCAUUCUACCUUUGCACUUGCUCAGUAUUAUUGGUGUUUUUCUUCUUCCAGUUGAAGGAAAAAUUAGCAUUCUUGAAAAGGGAAUACAGCAAGACACUAGCCCGCCUUCAGCGUGCCCAAAAAGCUGAAAAGGUUAAGAAUACUAUUAAGAAAACAGCAGAAGAACAAGAUUGCUUGCCCCAGCAGGAAAUCUCACCACAGCUAAACCACUCAGAACCUAAAAAUGAAGUGUCUCUUUGUGACAAGUUGCAAAUCAACACCCAUUUUGAUGAAAAAACUGGAGAAAAGACAUCUAUCACACUUGAUGUUGAGCCUGGGUCCUUUAACCCUGGAGAUGGCCAAGAAGGAUUAUUUAUACAAAGAACAGAUGACAUCCAGGAACAUCUUUCCCACAGGGCCAGUGGUCCUGAUGGUAGAAAAAGGCAGAGUAAGAUGCCAGGCAGGAGCAAGAAGCCGCAGAAGAGAACAUUUAUUUCACAGGAGAGAGAAUGUGUCUUUGACACUGAUUCACUCAUACUCUCUAAAAAAAGACUACAGGGAGAAAUCUGUAGCAAAAAUCGUAAGUCACCGGUAACUGAAAUAAGAACUCACCUUUCAAAUUCUCCCAAGUCCGAACUUCCAGAUUGUCCAGGACCAGUUACAGAAACUGAUGGAGAGGGUGUAUUAAUUCCACCAACUGCCAAACCAGAAGGAAGUGUUGAUACACUCCUAAGAAGUACUAAUUUCCCCAAGGAGACUAUUAUUCCUUUGCAUACUUCAUCAGAUAGCAGUAAUAGUCAGUACCUUGAACAUAAGCCUCCUGAAGGUAACUGUGAACUUAUUAUUCAGGGCUUAAAAAAUGUUAGCCUUGCUUCAUCUGUAAACUUAGAGGCACAAAGCAAAAAAAUGACUAUAUUUACAGAGUUCCCAUUAGUAAAUAAAGCUAUAAGUGCAAGUGGUCAGCUAUCUAGAAGUCACAAUUUAGAGGCAGAUAAUUCAUGUUCUAUAAAUGAAGUCACUUACAAUAACUUAUCAGCAAAUGAAAACCAAAACUUAAAAGAACAAAAUCAUACAGAGACAUCUUUACAAUCUUCCAGUAAUGCUCUUGAUGGUAGAAAUGAAUGUCUUCAGGAAAAUGAGGCUCUAGGUCAAUCUAAGAGUCUUGGCCUAGAAGCAAUCUCUCCUGUUUCUACAGAAAAUCAAAUAUAUUCUUGCACAAUGCUUGAAGGCCUUCUGUUUCCUGCAGAAUAUUAUGUUAGAACAACACGACACAUGUCAAACUGCCAGAGAAAAGUAGCUCUGGAGGCUGUAAUUCAAAGUCACCUGGGUGUCAGGAAAAAAGGAUCUAAAAAUAAAAAUAAGAAAGCAAGUGAAAAUUUAUACCUUUCCAAUGAGAAAACUGACCAAAGUGAAAUUAGGUUGUCUGACACAUAUACAGGACAAUCAAGUUCAAGAAGUCCUCAGAAACUUCUCUCAUUAACUGAAGUCAAGUCUCCCACUGGGCCCACUGAAGAUAAUGAUUUUUCUAGGAAGGCAGUUACCCAGCUAACUGGCAGAAGACACAGAGGAAAAAGAAAAUCAAUCUGCCUCUCAGCAUUAGAUCACCAUGAACAACUUUUGCCAACUUCUGGCACCUUGGACAUUAACAGUUCUGGGGAGGAAGUCAUCUUGCACAAAUAUGGGAACAAAACAGCGAUUAUUCAUGCUAAGAGGAAAGUUCAAGGGAAGGAAGGUCAUCGUCAAAAAGAGGACUUCCUGUCUUCCAGUGAUAAUGCUUACUUAUCUUUGGACAAUGAUGCUUUCAGUGUUCAUUUUCAUAAAAACAGAAUGCUGAGUUUAAAGCAACUGUCAUCUUUUCUCAAUAUCACAGACUUUCAGUUACCUGAUGAAGACUUUGGGCCUCUUAAGCUUGAAAAACUGAAAUCAUCCUUAGAAAGAUUGAUUGAACCUUUUGAAUCAAAUAUUUAUGGAGAGAGGCAUCUUAAGAAGGAAAAUUGUAUUACUAUUCUGGAGGAACUGAUUCCUAAACAAAUAGACACAGAAAUAGAGGACUUGGAAAAGGAACUUACUGUUCUACCAGGAAAAGCACAUCCUAAAAUGUCAGAUCUAAAAAGCCAGCCUACAAAUAAGGACCUCUCUUCAUCCAUAUUGCUUUUCACUCCCUUAAAUACACUUGCACCUGAGGAAAGUGACAGACCUACUGCUGACAUGUGUUCGCCUGCUUUCCCCAUCUUAGGUACUACUCCAGCUUUUGGCUCCCAAGCAUGCUAUGAAAAAGUGUCUACAGAGGGUGUCGGACAAACUUGCUCUACACCCCAGGUUUCUCUCUUGAAAGACACAGUCAGUCUUGCUGGUGAUAGUACAACCAGCCCACCAAAACUGGUUACCAGCCUGCAUGUGUCAGGUAGGCAAAGACCACCUACCUGUGACUGUGACUCUGGGCCCCAAACAACACCUCUGCCUGUUGAGUCAUUCACUUUCAAAGAAAAUCAGCUCUGUGGAAAUACAUGCCAGGAGUUAUGUAAACAUUCCAUUGAACAGACUGAAAUAGCAGAUCUUCCUGCUUGUGAUAGCUUAAACCCAGGCUACCUACAAUUGGUUUCAAAGUUAAAGAAUCCUUCAGGUUCUUGUUCUGUGGAUGUGAGUGCCAUGUGGUGGGAAAGAGCUGGUCUUAAAGAGCCAUGUAUCAUAACUGCUUGUGAAUAUGCAGUUUCUCUUUGGAAACCCCUGGACACUUGGCAGUGGAAAAACAUUUAUACUUGGCACUUCACGGAGGUUCCGGUAUUACAAAUAGUUCCAGUGCCUGAUGUUUGUAAUCUUGUGUGUGUAGCUUUGGGAAAUUUAGAAAUCAGAGAAAUCAGGGCAUUAUUUUGUUCCCCUGAUGAUGGAAGUGAAAAGCAGUUGCUACUGAAAUCUGGAAAUAUAAAAGCUGUGCUUGGCCUAACAAAGAGGAGGCUAGUUAAUAGCAGUGGGACCCUUUGUGAUCACCAAGUGGAAAUCAUGACAUUUGCAGAAGAUGGAGGAAACAAAGAAAAGCAGUUUUUGAUGCCCCCUGAGGAAACUGUACUAACUUUUGCUGAGGUCCAAGGGAUGCAGGAAGCUCUGCUAGGUACUACUGUCAUGAACAACAUUGUUAUUUGGAAUUUAAAAACUGGUCAACUUCUGAAAAAGAUGCACAUUGAUGAUUCUUACCAAGCUUCAGUCUGUCACAAAGCCUAUUCAGAAAUGGGGCUCCUAUUUGUUGUUCUGAGUCAUCCUUGUGCCAAAGAGAGUGAGUCGUUGGGAAGUCCUGUGUUUCAGCUGAUUGUGAUUAACCCUAAGACGACCCUGAAUGUGGGUGUGAUGCUGUACUGUCUUCCUCAAGGGCAGGCUGGAAGGUUCCUGGAAGGUGACGUGAAAGAUCAUUGUGCAGCAGCAGUCUUGACUUCUGGAGCAAUUGCCAUUUGGGACUUACUUCUUGGUCAUUGCACUGCUUUCCUUCCACCUGUCCCUGACCAAAAUUGGUCUUUCGUGAAAUGGUCAGGUACAGAUUCUCAUUUGCUGGCUGGACAAAAAGAUGGAAAUAUAUUUAUAUACCGCUACUUGUAAGUUAGGGUAAGAUGGAAAAUUCUUACUAUUGUACCAAAAUACAAUUCUCUGGGUAUACUUGUAUUCUUAGUAUUUUUUGGAGUUGGAAGCAUAAAGGAGAAUGUCUGCAUGACAUUUAUAAUAAUUGAUGUAUACAUCCAGACAGACUUAUUUUUCUUCUCGUGGUGGCACCACUGAUCUCGAAUGUUUGGUGGGGAAAUACUUUGUUGGGGAAAAGGGUUUUAAGUUGAUUUUUGUAAUUCCCACAUUUGCACAUUUGUUUUUUAAGGUGUAUAUAAAGCUUCAGAUGUCAAUAAAUAUUUAUUUUGAUACAUUCUGCUUGGCAUAUUCUUUAUUUUCCCAUUGUAUUAAGGUCACUUUCAGAAAUAAGAACUAAUUAUUAUCCAAUUAGAAUAUUUAACACAUUAACUGCCACAUGAGAUGUAUUUAACACAA